Molecule: messenger RNA, 2028 nt
Organism: Harpegnathos saltator (Jerdon's jumping ant)
Lineage: Eukaryota; Metazoa; Arthropoda; Insecta; Hymenoptera; Formicidae
Gene: TfIIB
Product: transcription factor IIB
Exons: 6
Coding region: 200-1147 (315 amino acids)
Biological process (GO): transcription preinitiation complex assembly; transcription initiation at RNA polymerase II promoter
Cellular component (GO): transcription preinitiation complex; nucleus
Molecular function (GO): RNA polymerase II general transcription initiation factor activity; TBP-class protein binding
Source: RefSeq, a predicted model, not a curated record
CCGGAGACAUAUUUUAUAAUAGAGACUACACUUCAAUAUUUAUCGUCAGUCACAGAAAAUUUACAACAGAACUCGGCAAAAUCUGCAUACUUCAGUUCGCAGAUAACCAAUCAACCUCCUGCGUGCCAUGUGUUUUUCCAUUGCAAUCGUUGUCAGAAGUGAAAUCGAGUAGGACUGGAUAUCACGGAAGUACGAAAAAAUGGCAAGUUCGUCACGACAUUAUACAAACAAAGUUUGCUGUUAUGCACAUCCAGAUGCUCCACUCAUAGAAGACUAUAGAGCUGGUGAUCAAAUUUGUUCAGAAUGUGGACUAGUUGUUGGUGAUAGAGUAAUAGAUGUAGGUUCAGAAUGGAGAACAUUUAGCAAUGAGAAAUCAGGAGUAGAUCCAUCACGUGUUGGUGGCCCAGAAAAUCCACUUCUGAGUGGUUCAGACUUAUCCACAAUGAUUGGGCCAGGGACUGGAGCUGCAUCUUUUGAUGGUUUUGGUACUGCUAAAUAUCAAAAUCGUCGUACAAUGAGUAGUUCUGAUAGAGCUCUGGUGAAUGCGUUUCGUGAAAUCAAUGGUAUGGCAGAUCGUAUUAAUUUACCUAAAACCAUUGUGGACAGAGCCAAUACACUUUUCAAACAAGUGCACGAUGGCAAGAAUUUGAAGGGUCGUGCGAACGACGCAAUUGCAUCGGCCUGUUUGUACAUUGCAUGUAGACAGGAGGGAGUACCACGUACUUUCAAAGAAAUUUGUGCUGUCAGCAAAAUCAGCAAGAAGGAGAUUGGUCGGUGCUUCAAGUUAAUUCUUAAGGCACUUGAGACCAGUGUGGACCUUAUCACUACUGGUGACUUCAUGUCCAGAUUUUGCUCCAAUCUCGGACUACCAAAUAUGGUACAGCGAGCUGCAACACAUAUCGCCAGGAAAGCAGUGGAGAUCGACAUUGUACCGGGCAGAUCACCCAUUUCAGUCGCUGCUGCUGCUAUAUAUAUGGCUUCCCAAGCAUCGGAAGAUAAGAGGUCGCAGAAGGAGAUCGGCGAUAUCGCUGGUGUCGCAGAUGUCACAAUUCGGCAGUCGUAUAAGUUAAUGUAUCCGCAUGCGUGCAAGCUUUUCCCUGAAGACUUCAAAUUCGCCACGCCCAUUGAUCAGUUGCCACAGAUGUAGAGUUUGAAAAGAGCAUUAUCCUUCUCUUUACUCUAUCGUCCUCGAGAUAUAUCCGAUCUUAUGAAAGGAAUGGUUUUCCGUCAUUAGUAACCGAGUUACUUAAUUCAAAUACUUUAUCCAUAGGAUACAUUCCUAAAUAUUGUAUGUUAUUCAAAUUUAUAUUUAUCUAUUUCAUCCAUUUCCUUCAAUUUCUUACAAAUAUUAGUAAAUUCUUUCAGUUAAAUUUCAUUGUUCCUGGGAAACAUUGUUAUAUAGAGAUGAAACGUUGUAUGUAAACGAGUAUGUAACGCUUAUAUUUUAUAUCUAACUGUAUAAACAUAAUUGUCUUACAUGAUAUAUUUUUCUUAUAUAGAGUUUUACUUGGUUUCACAUUAAUUCACGUUAACAUACAUUCGAAAUUUAUAGUACAUUAGAAAAGAUUCAUUUAGUACUGUUGUUAUAAUUACACUAAGUGAAUUUUUAACUACUGUAGAUCGCAAAACUAUUUUUACAGUUACAAGAAAAUUUCUAUCAAAUGGCCUUAUAUUAAAACUCGAAACAUGUGUAAGAUGUAUACGCACAUGUGUAUGUGCAUAUAUUGUAUAUAAUUAAUAUUUAUAAUAUAUAUAUUAUAAUAUGCGCUUUAGACAUAAGAUUAUUUUGUAUUAGGCUCAGAUAUUGUAGAACAUAUGAAAGUUUUGUAAAGCAGGUGGUCUCUGCUUUUUAUAAAAUUCUUUUAUUUAUUUCUUUUUGUUUCUUAUUAGCAUUUUAUAUGGUGCAUUCAAAAUUCUUCCACAAACAUGCAAUAAAUCACAGCAGUAUUGAAGUUGAUUGUACAAUAAUAAUGUAAAGUUCAUUCUCUGUGAUAUUUAAAAAGAUUAAGUAAAAUUUUCUAAUGUCUA